UUUGAAAGUCCGAAACGGCGGUGGGGAUUACCGAUAUAUAAACCCGGGCACGUUCUGCCACAAGCAUCACACAUCCAGUCGAUCCCAGUCAAUCUCAACAAUGGCAUUCAAGUUCGUCGCUCUCUUCGCCCUCGUGGCGGCCGCCAACGCCGGAGUUCUGGCCCCCGCCCCCCUGGCCUAUCACGCCGCCCCCGCUUACGGCUACGCCGCCCCCAUCGCCAAGGCCGUCGUAACCAAGACCGUCGACGCCGACUACGACCCCAACCCCCAGUACAGCUACUCCUACGACGUCCACGACUCGAUCACCGGAGACGCCAAGAGCCAGACCGAGACCAGGAACGGAGACGUCGUCCAGGGCAGCUACUCCCUGAUCGAGGCUGACGGAACCCGCCGCAUCGUCGACUACACCGCCGACCCCCACAACGGAUUCAACGCCGUCGUCCACAAGGAACCCGCAGCCGUCGCCGUCAAGGCCGUCGCCGCCCCCGUCGUCGCCAAGUACGCUGCCGCCCCCGUUGUGGCCAAGUACGCCGCCCCCGUCACCUACGCCGCCGCCCCCGUCGUAGCCAAGUACGCCGCCCCUGCUGCCUACGCCGCCCCCGUCGCCUACGCGGCCGCCCCCGUCGUCGCCAAAUACGCCGCCGCCCCCGUCGUCCACAAGUACGCCGCCGCCCCCGUCGCCUACGCCGCUGCCCCCGUCGUAGCCAAAUACGCCGCCCCCGCCGCCUACGCCGCCCCCGCCUACGGCUACUACCACUAAGCCGUUCACCAUUCGACGAACUAUUUAUUUCUAAUAAACUGAACAUUUGAAGAAACUUA
This is a messenger RNA of Neodiprion fabricii, 819 nucleotides long. Its product is annotated as larval cuticle protein A3A-like. Bases 101 to 760 code for a protein of 219 amino acids. NCBI's taxonomy places the organism in Eukaryota, Metazoa, Arthropoda, Insecta, Hymenoptera, Diprionidae. The record is from RefSeq and is a predicted model, not a curated record. Gene Ontology annotation, cellular component: extracellular matrix. The transcript is spliced from 2 exons.